AUGCAUUAUCAACAAACAAUAAUUCACAAACAUAUAAAUCAAUUAAAAAAUCAAUUCAAUUCCACACCUAUAUGGAAAUGUCCACAUUGUUUUACUGAAAUUCAAUUAAUCAAUAUACAAACAACACCAGAUAUUAUUAUUCAAUCGAAUCGAUUAUAUCAUAAAAAAAUUCGUACAAAUCCAUGGAUAAAUAAUUCUAAAUAUAAUAUACCUAUUACAUCUUAUUCAUAUUCUAGUUCAUUAACCGAUAGUGGUAUUUAUUUAUGUACAGAUAAUAAUAAGAAUAAGAAUAAUAAUAAUUCACAUUAUGAUUAUAUCACUCGAUCAACUACUGAAACGGAUAUAAAUAAAAAUAAUUAUUUUAAUAUUAAAAAAAAUGAUAUUCCUAUUAUACCUAUAUCACCAGAUCCUCCACCAUCACCAGCUCCAAAAUGUACACAAUGUAUUAUUAAUUUAGAAUGUUUAAAGCAUACUAAUGAAAAUCAAGACUUAUUCAUGAAUUCUAAUAAAUCAUAUAAAGGAUUUUCAGAUGAAAAAAGUUCUUCUUAUAAAAAUAAUGAAACUAUAAAUAUAAAUGAUAAACACAAUUUAUUAAAUCAACAAUCAGAUAUAUAUGAUGAUAUUUACAAUACUACUUAUAUUUCUAAUUCACAAUCUAUUAUAGACAAUGAAUUAAAUCAAUCAAUGAUAACUUCUUUCAUUGAAAAUAUGUCACCAGAAUUAUUUAAAUCAAUGAAUUUAAACAAUGAUUUAAAUUUUUCAACUAUUUAUAAUAAUCAUAGUAAUAGUGACAAAGAUCAAGACAAUUUCUGUGAUGAUAUUCAAUUGGAAAAUUUACGAACGAAUUUAAAAAUCCUUUCUGAAGCUAAAAAUGUAAUCAAUAUGCAAAUGAGAAAUUUAGGUCAAAAUUAUAUUAACUAUUUAAAGAGUAAAUAUUUAAUGAAUACAAUGAAAGAUCAAUAA
This is a messenger RNA of Schistosoma mattheei, 963 nucleotides long. The record is from the annotation of a GenBank genome assembly. NCBI's taxonomy places the organism in Eukaryota, Metazoa, Platyhelminthes, Trematoda, Strigeidida, Schistosomatidae.